AUGGCAGAGCACCUUACUCAAGAUGUGGACCCACGCUUAGUGCAGUCGGUUGUCAAUUCGACAACCGGCGCUGAUGGAGUAACGACACUUUCAAAUGCUCACGGUGUGGAAGCUGCCGUCGUCUCUGGGGAAGAAUCAAACGCGAACAAGGGUGCAGUCAGCAGCAACGGUGUGGUUACCGAAUCAAACACUCCCAACGACUCUUCGAUAAAGGAUAAACGUGAUGAUAGCCCUGCGGGAGCGAGCGGCACCGAGUCCAUCAAGAGCGCCGAUAAACCCACAGCACAGAAGGUCGCCGCUCCGAGGAAACCGCCAGCCGUAAAGUCGAUGUCGUUAAACAAGGCUUUUCUUUCAGGGAAUGCCUCCGCUGCACCCACUCAAACGGGGAACGGGAAGCUUACUUUGUCUUUAGAUAAGGGCUCGAAAGGGACCGUUUCCGGAGCAGCAGCGACUUCCGCCUCGGCCGCAAAACCACGACUAGUUAGUAAGAUAGGCCCAUCUGGUUCGAGAAUAGGCGGCAUCGGUCAGUUGGGUGGCAAAGGAGGUACCAUCCCGUCGGUUUGGAAUCGAAAUCAACCACCCGCGCCUAUACCCGCAAAAGAAUACACCGACGAAGAGCUCAGUAAAGUGGGGAUACAUAUGGCUGAACGUCUACACACCGAAGAUAGCAAAGAGGCUAAAUGGGCCGACAUCGAUGAUGAAGACGACAACUGGGUUCCGCCAGACACAAUCGAAUGGAAUGAUGGUACAAAAGUCACACUAGAUGCCGAAACACCGAAAGCGGCUAUCUCUGCUUUUGAGAAACAGAUAGGAACAGCAGCCUUAAAAGAGCAGAGAUCCUUGCACGCUUCGCAUUCGAGCCCUAGCAUAGCUUCCGCGAGCCCUUCACUCCCAUCUAAAUCUCUCGACCAGCAUGUACCCAGGAAACCGGAAUUUAUCCCUAGCAUGCCACCUUCGAAGACACCUUGGGCCUCAGUACCGUCUGGACAAUUUCCUACGCCUCUGCCAGUUGCACCACCCUUCGGACAAUAUCCUGGACGUCCACCUCCUCCGAAUAACCGACCCAUGUUAGUAAAUACUCGCUCGCCCAAGGAAGUUGGAUUGGACGACUUUAAUAGGCAGUCAUGGAGGGAUAGACAGUCGAGUCAAUCGCCUAGUGCUCUCUUUAAUUCGGAAACAGGGCAUUUUGAUCCCAUUGGAGAAGCAAAUCGGAGUAGAGAUCAGGCUAGACGGAAUUCGAGGAAUGAAGGCCCAGGUGUUCGUCCGACUUCGCUGCUCCAGCGCCCCGGUGGAAAAGAGCAUGAACAUGAUAUGUCUUUCCAUCACCAUACUCGUUUCCAACGAUCAGACCACGAUCAUUUCCCCGGUUCUACAGCUGGACCUUUGGAUAUGGGAAGACGUCGCUCGGGUUCCAUCAGAUCUACAGGGUUAAGCGAUGCUUCGUCGAAUGCAUGGGAUAAUCGACAUCCACCUGCUAGUGGCAAUGUCGUCACGAUUUCUGAAAGUGGGGCAGCGGAUUCAACUCAUCAGCGACCAAACCAAGGUCCCCUUUAUGUCAGCCCUGGUGGCGAUCCUAGGCUCCACCGUCUUAGUACCCUCGGCCCUCAGCCUACAAUGCCGCCUUCGGAUGCUGUGGCUCCCGUCGCUCCCGUCGCUCCUGUUGCCAUUGCUCCCGAGCAAGAACCAAUCGUAGCAGAACCUGGCGAGAAUCCUGUAGAGGCACAAAAAAGAGUUAUGAGAGAUGCGAGAGAACAAGCUAGAGCACGAAGACUUGCUGAAGAAGCUGCAGCCGAAGAAGAGAAAAAGUUAAGGAUACAAAAGAAACUAGCUGAAUUGGAUGAAAAGAUGAAAGCAGAUGCUGCAAGUAAAACUGAGAAGAGCCAGGAUGCUGAGGUUCCGGUGGUUGAGAACAGCAGUGGCGCGAAUAUCGGCGGCCAGGUAGCAGCUGGAGAAUCUACAGAAAAGCCAGACAUAUCUGACAUGCACAAGCCACCUGCAUUGAAUGGUAACAACAUGAAUGGAUUCAAGCCACAACAACAGCCACAAACACAGGGAUUAGUCCAAACCACAACAACAGCAACACAACCUCUGUCUCCCAUUCAGAAACACAGCAACGCAUCCCACAGUCUUUAUCCUCCUCCCCCCCCUCCUGCUCCUGCUCCUUCUCAGAACACUAACCUCCCUCCACCUCCCAUAAACUCUUCUUCCACCUCCAUCCAACCUUCAUCUCCAUCGCUCCCAUUUUCUUUCCAGCCUUCUAACAGCUUCCAAGCUUCACCUCAUCAUCAGCAUCAGUAUCAGGCACCGCCUAAUAACUUCUCUCAGCCUUCUUCUAGCUUUGCUAACAGCUCUCAUUUCCAUCGUUACGUGGAACAUCCACAUCCCCAUUCUGUCACUGGUCACUCUCAGUAUCCUCCUGCGAGCUCCAAUUCUCAUCCUCUUCCUCCUUCGCGUCAUUACGACAACAGAAAUCAUCACCGUCCAGCUCCGGAGCAAGGUAACUUUCAUCAUCCUAGCUCCUCCAGGUUUGCAUCUCAUCCUCCUCCUCCUUCUCAUCCUCUCUCGAAUCAGCAAACUAGCAACGGAUCCAACCAGAGUCCAUAUCCUCCUGUUGUUUCCCAUCAAGCUUCUUCCUCUCAUCAAGUCUCUUCUCAUCUUCCUCCUCACUCCGUUCAUCUCCCCCAUCAUCCUCACCCCGAGUUUCACGAAGAGAUGUCUCAAGCAAGCUCUCCAAUGGUGAAUGCCUAUUCUUCUGUCAAGGUUGGUGACCAAAUAACCACAUCGAGUGCUUCCCUUCCUGCUUCCAGCCAAGAGAAGCAACAACAUCCCGUUGAGAUUCCGAAGGACUGGCAGCGUAAUGGCGUCAUGAAGCCCUCACCUUGGACACCAACUGCUGCAGAGACUCACGUCAAGAGUUUCUCGAUGUUCCUCCCGACCAACAAAGAUGGUCAGCAGCCACAAGGCUCGCAAAAGGCGACCUGGGCCCCCAAUGAGAGCAAGACAGACGCGUCUCUUGGAACUCCAUCCCGUGCACCCGAGGAGCUUGCAGCCAAGGCUCCUGAGAAGGCUCAGGAUGCCGAGGUCAAGCCGGCCAAAGCUAACGCUGAGGCAACAACCGUCAAGCUACCAGAGGAGCCGAGCAUCUCCCCACCUCCCGCGACCAAAAACGAGGUCGAUGUCCGGGCCAUUGCGGCCACCAUUCCAAACUUGCGUUUAAUUGCACGAGGCCCAAGGGGCAAUGAUUUCGUCCCAGGAACCAGGACGACAUACAAGCAGUUGGUCUGGGCUGUCAAUAUGGACAGCGUCUCCAAAGGGGGGGACCCAAGGUUGGACAAGGGGUUCGACGCCUUCUACGCACAGGAGGCCAAGACCAUGCCGACGGAGGUGGCCCCAACGUCCUACAAUUUCGGCGGCUCCGACGAGAAGGAGCCAAGGGCCACCAUACAGGCCAAGAAGCCGACCGCCGACGACGAGCGCUUUGACCGAGUCAAGAGCGCCAUCAAGGGUGCGGCUGGCGGUUCUUGGAGGGAUUUUGCCCUCCAAGACACCGAAGCCGCCCCUCGGUGGCGCGAACCGACUCGGUCAUUGGGCGAGUCGAAGAACUGGGCAUCCUGGGGCAGGGAUGCCUACAACGAGAGGAGGGAAAGGGCUCACCGGGAGCAUGAGGUCUCCCGGGCCGCUUGGGAGAAGCGGCAAGAGGCAAAGAGGCCUCAACCUUGUGCCCCGGCUGCCGCGGACAUCACCUUGCAGGUCAUUAGCAAACCUGCCUUCCAAGGAGCCACCGAGGGGAAACCCAAGGUCUCCUUGCCGCGUUUGGCCUCCCUGCCUCACCCGGUCCCCGUCCAGGCCGCACCAGCCGUCGUCUCGCAGCCAGAGCUGCCAAACACCCUCCCAACCGAGGAGGAGUUCAAGGAGAUGGCGUUCCAGCAGGAGUUCGGGUCGACACCCACAGUGUGUCUUCCCACUACCACCAGGGCCUUCCCAGGUGGGGUGAUGAGCACCCCACCUGCCAACCCCCCACGACGUGGCAAAGACAAGUCCCGUCUACGAGACCAUGAGAUUCGGUCUCGGGCCAUUUUUGGCCCAGACGACGCCGAGGAUGGGGUUCCAACCACAAUCCGGGUCAAGCUUCCCGGCAUGGCCGAGGCGAAGACCUUCCCGGUGCCUCCGGGUUACGAGGCAAAACUGAAGGGCCAGCACCGCCACCAGAACCGCGGGCAAUACAGGGAACCACGUUCCAACAGCGGAGGGCAGCCCGGCCGCUCCGGAUCCGGCGGACGCUCCGGGUCCGGCGGACGUGGCAGCGGUUCGAACCGGCCAAGGGGCCCCAACCAACACGGCGGCCGACGCGGCCAGAGCUACAACGGUCCCCCCCACAGGACCAACGCCUAA
Orbilia oligospora ATCC 24927 is the source of this 4392-nucleotide messenger RNA. RefSeq lists its product as uncharacterized. The coding region runs from base 1 to 4392 and encodes 1463 amino acids. Lineage: Eukaryota; Fungi; Ascomycota; Orbiliomycetes; Orbiliales; Orbiliaceae. The transcript is spliced from 5 exons. The record is from RefSeq and is a predicted model, not a curated record.